Messenger RNA from Hyla sarda, 1866 nucleotides. It is a transcript of the gene PUSL1, whose product is annotated as pseudouridine synthase like 1. The coding region runs from base 340 to 1230 and encodes 296 amino acids. The record is from RefSeq and is a predicted model, not a curated record. Gene Ontology annotation, biological process: tRNA pseudouridine synthesis. The transcript is spliced from 8 exons. Gene Ontology annotation, molecular function: RNA binding; pseudouridine synthase activity. NCBI's taxonomy places the organism in Eukaryota, Metazoa, Chordata, Amphibia, Anura, Hylidae.
CGUCAUCACAGAGCGACACUUUAUACACGAGGCCCCCUGAAACCGCCCUAUCUCGUAUUAACGCAGCUGGUAUAGAGGAGAAUGUGGCUCAGGACAGAGACAAGCGGCGCUAACUCGUAUAUAAAUACAUAAAUGGUUAGCUGCUUAGGUAAUGGGUAAAGCAUGAGAGAAGAGAGAGUGUAUAUAUAGCUCUCGGUAUACAGUGAUACAGACCAGUCAGGCAGCUCCGGGCAGCCCCCCGGGGUCCUUUCGUGCCGGCUUGUCCUUGUGCGUCUUCUCAUGUUGUGAGUUCAGGUGCGGUGCAGCGUGUAGGUGUCACGUGAUCACCUGCCAUACAGAAUGAGUCCUAACAAAGUUCGGUAUCUCCUAUUCUUUCAAUACUUUGGAACAAAAUAUAGCGGAGUGGUCCGAGUGCCAGAAACUCAAGCAGUUUUAGGAGUGGAAAAUUAUUUGGAGAGGGCAGCACAGAAGCUCAGGCCUGUCGGCAAAGUGACAUUCUCCAUCUCCAGCCGUACAGAUGCGGGAGUCCAUGCGAUCUGUAAUUCUGCACAUGUAGAUAUUGAAAGGCCCCCAGAUAAACCUUCAUUCUCAGAAGACUUAUUGGUGAAAGCUUUGAAUUUCCAUCUAAUGCCGGAACCCAUCAGCAUAAUAAAAGCCAUCCGUGUCAGUGAGGACUUUCAUGCCCGUUUCAAGGCGAUUUCUCGCAAGUACUUUUACCGAGUAGUCACCGGAUGUCACUACACAGAUUUGCCAGUGUUUGAACGCAAUCUAUGCUGGGCGGCAAGUGAAAGUCAUCUCGAUAUUCCACGGAUUCAGGAAGCUGCCCAGUUUUUUGUCGGCACUCAUGAUUUUAGCGGCUUCAGGUCCACAAAUAAGGAUACACCGCUCAAGUCUCCAGUGAAGACUUUACUGCAGGCAUCUAUAUCCCCAUCCACCAGCCUUUUACCAAAUCAUAACAGUAACCUUCAGUUUUGGGAGUUUACCUUCAAAAGUAAAUCUUUUGCUUACAACCAGGUGAGGAGGAUGACCAGCGCUCUGGUCGCUGUAGGUUUGGGUCAUCUCACACCUCAAGACAUUAAACUUCACUUGGAAGAACGAAGGCGACCGGUGUUUCCGAGAACUAUUAUUGCUCCACCGUCUGGACUGUUCCUCAAAGAAGUGAAAUAUGACGAAGAAGAUAUGAAGAGUUACACGACGGAGUCGAGAAGACGCUCUCCAGGAGACACGUGAAUGGGACACAGAACACAGAUUUGUCUUUUUUUUUUUUUUAAAUGUAAUAUAAUUCUCUAAAUACAGAAGAAUUUUGUACUUUAUUGCAUUUUUUGCAAAUAAAAAAAUACUGGCUUGUAUGGUGCGCAGCAGCGGAUGUCACAUGGCGGGAAUUCAAUCCUAUUCACGUUAAUGGGUCCGAGCCGCACGCUCAAGAGAAAAAACAGUUCUAUGCACCAUCUUGUCUCAAAAGGGCAAACACCACAACCCCUUCAUCUCAAUAUGGUGUGGGGUACGAGCCCCAUUAUUCACACACUAACUCUGAAAACACAGCAUCUUUGUUAAAAAAUAAAUAAAUAAAAAUAACGCCAUACACAUUGCAUUUUUUGGGAACAAAAAAGCUGCGGGAGUCAAUAGGGAAAUAUGUCCCUACCUUACUGCUCCUUUUUGUAUUUGGACCCUUUUAGGUUUUUAUGUCUGCCUGGACUAUACUGGGAAAAGCUUAGACCUUAUCCUAGGGAGAUGACUUUUAAGAUUUAAUACUUUUUCAUUUCUCUGUAUCUGCUGAGAUUUUUAGUUUAACCUCUUAAGGACCAAGGACGUACCGGUACGUCAUGAGUCCUUUCCCUUUCUAUAAUGCGGGGCCACGAUGGCCCC